GCACCUCAAAGAUACACAGACAUAAGCGAGGAGGAUGGCAAAGCAAGGUGUAGACGUUGCAGUGGCGCUUGUCCUCGUUGCCUUCGCAGCAUUUCCAUCAGUGCACUCCAUCGGCGUCUGCAACGGCGUGCUGGGCAACGACCUGCCGGCGCCGAGCGACGUCGUGAAGCUCUACCAAUCCAAGGGCAUCAACGCCAUGAGGAUCUACGAGCCGGAGGGCAACGUCCUCAAGGCGCUCAGCUCACGUCGGCAAGGCGCUUGUUGACACACGAACACGUCACGUGUACCCUCGACGCCGGGGGUGAUGCACCGCAGCU
Molecule: messenger RNA, 317 nt
Organism: Triticum dicoccoides
Lineage: Eukaryota; Viridiplantae; Streptophyta; Magnoliopsida; Poales; Poaceae
Product: glucan endo-1,3-beta-glucosidase GIII-like
Exons: 2
Coding region: 35-265 (76 amino acids)
Biological process (GO): carbohydrate metabolic process
Molecular function (GO): hydrolase activity, hydrolyzing O-glycosyl compounds
Source: RefSeq, a predicted model, not a curated record